AUGAAACCUGCCGCUACAUUCGCGACAUUCCUGGCGCUGAGCAUGUUUGUUGCAACGGAUAGUGCGCCAAAUGCACCUGUACUUCGUAGCCUACGUAUGAACGCGGACAUACCCGCGGUCAAAGAAGAUACCGAUGAAAGCAGGAAGGACCACCACCAUCACCAUGUUAAGAAAGUCAAGAAAAUCGCGAUUCCUGUCCCUGUAGAGGUACCACAGUUCAUUCCUGUUCCCGUCAGCAUCCCUUCUACAGUGGUGGCCAGCUCCGACACUGCCGUCGUUGACUCCACCACGAAUGUCGUCUCCAACAACGUCGCCGCCACCGAUGUUGUUGCCCCAGUUGCAUUAGGGACCAACGUGGCACCGGUACCUGGAGCUCACAGCGAGAGAUCGCAACAGCCAGGAGCUGCCUCAGCCGUCCCUCAGUCUGGUGACGUAGGUAUGGCCGGGGCUCCAUCGCCGCCAGGUUUCGGAAAUAACAACAAUGCGCUUGGAGCUGGACUCGGCGCUCCAGGUGCUGCUGGUGGACUUCUUGGAAACACCGGUGGGUUUGGCGGAAAUACCAUGGGCGCCCUCGGUGGUGGCUUCAACGGCGGUGGCAAUCGAAUGCCAGGUUUCGGUGGUCGUGGUGGUGGUUUUGCUGGUGGUAGUAAUAUGUUCGGUGGAGCUGGUGUUGGCAUGGGUGGCUUCAACGGGAAUGGUGCAAGUGGAUUCGGACAGCAGAUGGGGUUCGGUGCACAAGGUGGAAAUGGGUUUGUUGGGAUCGGAGGACAGGGUGCAAGGGGGAACUUUGGUCAGAGUGGCAACAAUGGGUUCAUCGGUGGCCAGACUGGAUUUGGAGGUGCCGGUACGGCUAGUGGCAAUGCGUUUGGUCGUGAAGGCUUUAAUCGCCGCGAGCGUCAGCGUCGUCGUUGA
Peronospora belbahrii is the source of this 912-nucleotide messenger RNA. NCBI's taxonomy places the organism in Eukaryota, Oomycota, Peronosporomycetes, Peronosporales, Peronosporaceae. The record is from the annotation of a GenBank genome assembly.